Messenger RNA from Gopherus flavomarginatus (Mexican gopher tortoise), 4455 nucleotides. It is a transcript of the gene ADAMTS12, whose product is annotated as ADAM metallopeptidase with thrombospondin type 1 motif 12. The transcript is spliced from 23 exons. NCBI's taxonomy places the organism in Eukaryota, Metazoa, Chordata, Testudines, Testudinidae. Gene Ontology annotation, cellular component: extracellular matrix. Bases 1 to 4455 code for a protein of 1484 amino acids. The record is from RefSeq and is a predicted model, not a curated record. Gene Ontology annotation, molecular function: metalloendopeptidase activity. Gene Ontology annotation, biological process: extracellular matrix organization; proteolysis.
AUGUGGGUCCAGGAGCAGAAGCAGCAGCAGACUGGAUAUUUCCGUCUGCCCCAGGGGGACUACUUCAUUGAGCCUGUCAAAAAGCAUCCACUGGAAGAGGGAAUACCGUACCCACACAUAAUCUACAGGGCAAAUAUCCUUCAAAAUGCUUUAAGGCAACGGCGUGAGACCACAACAGACAAGAAGCAAGCUUGUGGAUUGAAUGAUACCUUCAGCUUUUUCAAACAACAAGAGCAUCGGAGGGAGAGGUGGGAAGGAAAUCACAGGGCAGCCAAAACAAUUUCUCGGCGUUCUGUCAGCAAGGAACGAUGGGUGGAGACGCUGGUUGUUGCAGACAGUAAGAUGAUUGAAUAUCAUGGAAGUGACAAUGUGGAAUCCUACAUCCACACUAUAAUAAAUAUGGUCACAGGAUUGUUCCAUGAUCCAAGCAUUGGCAAUGCAAUCCACAUUGUGCUCGUCCGCCUUAUUCUCCUUGAAGAGGAAGAGCGAGGCUUGAAAAUAGUUCAUCAUGCAGACAAGACAUUAGCCAGCUUCUGCAAAUGGCAGAAAAGCAUCAAUCCCAGAAAUGAUGUCAACCCAAUACAUCACGAUGUAGCUGUACUUCUAACUAGAAAGGAUAUUUGUGCUGGCAUGAAUCAUCCUUGUGAAACCUUAGGUUUGUCUCAUCUAUCUGGUAUGUGCCAACCUCACCGGAGCUGUAAUAUUAAUGAAGAUUCUGGGCUGCCUCUGGCAUUCACUAUUGCACAUGAGCUUGGACACAGUUUUGGUAUCCAGCAUGAUGGAAAAGAGAAUGACUGUGAACCCAUUGGAAGACAUCCAUAUAUUAUGUCCCGGCAGCUACAGUAUGAUCCUUCUCCACUCACCUGGUCCCCAUGCAGCAAGGAAUACAUUACACGUUUCCUAGACCGAGGAUGGGGAUUCUGUCUAGAUGAUAUCCCAAAAAAGAAAGAUUUAAAGUCACCACUCAUUGCCCCAGGAGUUAUCUAUGACGUACAUCACCAAUGCGAGCUGCAGUACGGCCCCACUGCUACUUUCUGUAAAAAGGUGGAUAAUAUUUGCCAGACACUCUGGUGCUCAGUGAAAGGUUCCUGCCGCUCAAAACUGGAUGCUGCCGCAGAUGGAACUAGAUGUGGAGAAAAGAAGUGGUGCUUCAACGCAGAGUGCAUUACAGUGGGAGAGAAUCCAGAAAUAAUAAAUGGUGGAUGGGGCACAUGGUCCUCCUGGUCCCAUUGCACACGGACAUGUGGGGCAGGAGUUCAAAGCGCAGAAAGACACUGCAAUAACCCAGAGCCACAGUUUGGAGGAAAGUAUUGCACCGGAGAAAGGAAACGCUACCGCAUGUGUAACAUUCUCCCAUGUCAACGAGACACGCCAACCUUUCGUCAGAUGCAAUGCAGUGAAUUUGACACAGUUCCCUACAAGAAUGAAUUCUACCAGUGGAUUCCAGUUUAUAACACAGCUAAUCCGUGUGAGCUCCACUGCCGCCCUGUAGAUGGCCAAUUUUCAGAGAAAAUGCUGGAUGCAGUUAGUGAUGGUACUCCUUGCUAUGAAGGCAGAAACAUCCGAGAUAUCUGUAUUAAUGGCAUGUGUAAGACUGUUGGCUGUGAUUAUGAGAUAAAUUCCAAUGCAACUGAAGAUCAAUGUGGAGUUUGCCUAGGAGAUGGAUCUGCUUGUCAGACGAUGAAGAAGAUGUUCAAUCAAAGUGAAGGAUUAGGCUAUGUUGACAUUGGACUGAUUCCAAAAGGAGCAAGGGGCAUAAGAGUAGUAGAAGUGGCAGAAGCAGGAAAUUUCCUUGCAGUGCGGAGUGAAGACCCAAAAAAGUAUUACCUAAAUGGGGGAUUUAUUAUUCAGUGGAAUGGAGCAUACAAAGUGGCAGGAACAACAUUUCAUUAUGAGAGAAAAGGAGAUCUCGAAAAUCUGACAGCAUCUGGACCCACCAAUGAGUCAGUAUGGAUACAGCUACUCUUUCAGGAAAAUAACCCCGGAAUAAAGUAUGAAUACAUUGUACGUAAAGACGGAAACCUUGAGAAUGAAGUAGGGGACCCAGAAUAUUUUUGGCAAUAUGGAGGCUGGACGGAUUGCAGUGUAACAUGUGGAAGAGGUGUUCAACGACAGACAGCCCAAUGUGUGAAAAGGGGGGGAAGUGUGAUCAAAAACUCCUUCUGUGACCCAGAAAUGCAGCCAAAUGGACGACAAAAGAAAUGCAAUGAAAAGGAUUGUCCACCCAGGUGGUGGGCAGGAGAAUGGCAGAAGUGUUCAACCACCUGUGGCCCAACAGGAGAGAAGAAACGAACUGUCCUUUGCAUCCAAACAGUGGGAUCUGAUGAGCAGGCAUUGGCUGCUAAAGACUGUCAGCAUCUGCUUAAACCAAAGACCCACCUUUCAUGCAACAGAGAUGUUCUGUGCCCAUCUGACUGGACAGUGAGCAACUGGACUGAGUGCACAGUUACGUGUGGCGGUGGGGUACGGACUCGUAAAAUCAGUUGUGCUAAAAACAAUGAUGAACCAUGUGAUAUGUUCAAGAGACCAAAUUCGAAGGCUCUGUGUGGCCUCCAGCAGUGUCCUUCCACCAGACGACUAUUGAUACCCCCACUGAAACCCAAGAGAGGAAAGAUCAUAAUCAGGAAGACAGCAAUUAAUCCCAAAAGACACCCAUCAGGCAGAAUACCCAUCCCUAAACUAGGCCAAGGAUACCAGACAACGACAAAAAUACCCAAGUCCCAAAGCACAACUGCUUUGGGCUCUACUUCCUCCAGUCCUGUCCACUCUUCCAAAAAGGACAACAUGGAAAAAAGAACAUUACAAAAUAAUUCUACCAGAUCAAAUAAUGAUUAUAAUUAUCCCUCUGUGUUUAAUGGAAACAGGUCACGCCAAGAUAGUACUGUAAGUAAUAGUUCAAGUAUUGAAAAUAUAAGAGAUGUCCAAAAUGUCUCUAACAUAGAUCCGGACUCUGCUUCAGAAAGGGGCCUUGUUCAGACAGAAGGGGCUAGUCACAUCACCUCAUUAACCAGAAGUCCAGAAGUAACUCCAGGCUAUGAUUAUUUAACUGAAGAGUCUGACAAUACUGAUUGGUCCGUAGAAGGCAAUGAAAAACCUAUUGAAAUCUCUCACAAAGCCAAAAGCAACCCUGCAAUCAAAACCAAGAGCAAAACUCCAAAUGUCAGGUCUCAUGUCAUUACGACUCCUAAAAUCUCACCGACAUUUUAUCAACAUGAAUCUUCUACACAGUCUACUAGUAGCACAGCAGCAGAAAGACUGUCAUCUUCAACAGCAGUGAACCUAAAAAGUAUCAGUGUGCAAAUAGAUACACCUGUCCUAGAAAAGGCCGCCACAGAAGGACCAGUUACAAUAAAGCCACCAAUGUUAGAUAACGUAUCAAGAGCCCAGUUUGAAAAUGGAACAGAAAUGGAACCCUCUGACAAGAUAGAUUAUACCCAAAGCACCAAAUCUCCAAGUCUUGAAGAGUCUCCAAAGAACCACAGUACAGAUUCUGAGAGAAAAUUACACAACGCCACAGAACAGGACUAUGCAAGAAUCUCCAAUAUUUUGCAUGGUGAUGUGUACUGGAUAGUGGGGAACUGGAGUGAGUGUUCUACUACCUGUGGUGUGGGGGCUUUUUGGAGACAUGUGGAAUGUAACAGUCAGAAUGAAUCUGACUGUCAGCACAUUAAAAAACCUGACCGUGCAAGAAGAUGUCAUCUCCGUCCAUGUGCUAACUGGAAAACAGGAUCCUGGAGCAAGUGCUCUACAAACUGUGGUGGUGGUUUCAAGACCCGUGACGUUCACUGUAUUGAUGUUCGUGAUAAGCGAGUUCUACGGCCUUUUCACUGCCAAUUAUUAGAACAUAAACCACGACUGAGCAUUAGCUGUAAUACAGAGCCCUGCUUGGAAUGGCGUGUGGAGCCUUGGAAUGAGUGUACGAAAACAUGUGGUGGUGGUCUGCAAGAAAGACACGUUUAUUGUCCAGAAGAGGACUAUUGUGACUGGACAAAAAAGCCUAACUCCACUGCACACUGCAAUGGGCAGCCUUGUACUCGGUGGAUAAAUGGGACGUGGAGUUCGUGCACUGCUUCCUGUGGAGGGGGCAUUCAGGAAAGAACAGUAAAGUGCAUCAAUACAGAAGAUAAUGAAGCCAAAGAUCAAACUAUGUGUGAGCACGAGGUCAAGCCUCCAGAAUCUCAGAAAUGCAAUAUGCAAGAGUGCAGGAAAAGUGCAGGUCUGCUGUGCCACAAGGACAAGCUGUCCAUUAAUUUCUGCCAGAGACUGAAAUGGAUUGGCAAAUGUUUGGUGCCAUCAAUACAGACUCAGUGCUGCUUCACAUGUAACAGGCCCCGAAUUCCUAACAAAACAAGAUCUGGAAAUCAACAGCGCUUCAAAGAACAAAAUUAUGCCAAACCCAGAAGAAAAUUGCCUCCAAUCAAAAAAAGCAACAGCCAACCUCCUGCAGGGCACUAG